Penicillium brasilianum is the source of this 1179-nucleotide messenger RNA. NCBI's taxonomy places the organism in Eukaryota, Fungi, Ascomycota, Eurotiomycetes, Eurotiales, Aspergillaceae. The record is from the annotation of a GenBank genome assembly.
AUGUCCAUUACCACAAAUUCUAAGACGAUUGAGGUUAUCGAAAACUUGUACAAACUCCCACUAAAGGCAGUCGCAACGGUCCAGCUCCCGGAAGGCUCGGACGGUAAAGAACCAAAGGAAAAGGAUUGUUUCCUAUUGAAACCUACAAGCUUAUUUGUUGCGGGCAUGAAAUUGCCAUCAUCGUCCGAUGACUAUGAGAGACUUUACCCAAAGGAGAAUUGUGUAAACUUCACUGAAGUUGAUAGUUGUAUUUAUGAGGUAACCAAAAAAGGAUUUUUGGAUAUACAAAAGUCUUGUGAGCGAUUUAACCGGGAAGACUUUGGUUAUAUUCCCCAGGUUGCAGGAUCGGUUCAAACGUAUUCCAAGAAUGCCAUAUUUCUAGCCGGCAAGCUCAAGGAACAAGUCGCUGUCAUCCUUGAUGAUAAGUAUGAGGAGGAAUCAAAUCGUGACAAAAAGUUCAAUGACUCCAAGAAUGCCUGCAGAAGCCUGCUUCAACUAUUGCAAAACAGAUCUUCUGAAACUGCUAAGAGCAUCAGCGAUGUCAUCACGAGGAUUGAAGGGUUUCAAAAGGAGACCCAGCUCAAUUAUGAGGUAGUUUGUUUCCUUAAAAAGGAAUACAGAACAGGUCCCGCCGUGGACAGUCUUACCAAAAAGGAGAAGCUGGAUGAAGAGCUAAAGCCAUUCCCCCCAUACUGCAAGUACAUUCAUGGACAAAUCGAAGAAUUGAACAAGGAGGUCGAAAAAAACAUCAAGCGAAGAGACGAGGAAUAUGAGAUUUGGAAACAUUCCACCAUUGUUGCCUCCACAAGUGUGUUGUAUAUUUGGUGCCCUGCUGCAUCUGUUCCUGUCAUGAGUGUCUUCACGGACAGAGCAAUUAAAGCAGAUGCCGCGUGGCAAGCUGCGAUAAGAUUGCUGCCGCCAAGGACGCUCUUCAUUCACAACAUCAAAGUGCUAUUCGACAAACAGUCCCAAAACUUUGGUGACGCAAUCCAAAUGUUCAGUAAUGCUGAUGAAACUCUUGACGAAAGUCUUUUCAUCCAAAAACUGUUGCUGCAAGACUGUAUCGAUCGGGCAAUUGAAGCAUUCGAAAAGGUAAUUAAAUCCGCGGAAGAUUUCAAAAAGACUGAGUUCAAGGUUGAGCCUAUACCCGACGUUGGUCCGCUCCCAGAGCAGUCGUAA